AUGAUUAAACAAGGAAGUGGCAACAGUAGUAGCAAUAGGAGGUUACCAUCGGUUAUUUGGGUAUCACAACAGGGGGAAUCGAUGCGGUUGGGGAAUGCUUAUGCGUACUGCAAACCAUCGCAGAAGGUUAGGCUGAAGCUGGACCUGUUACGGGGGCUUCCCGGAUACGUGGGCCAUGCCACGAGCAGGAUCAGCCGGCUCGACAACCAGGACAGUUACUCGAUAAAGAUGAUGCGUUCGUGGCCCAACGUGUAUGGCAGUGCUUUGAACUGCUCCGUGUUCGAUGGCCACGGAGAGAAAGGUGCGCAGCUGUCGAAGUUGCUUGCAGACAGGCUGUGCAGCUACCUGGACCGCCGUGAGCCUCAUUGGAGCAAGCAGGACUUGAAGGGGCUGGUUCAAGAGUAUGCAAGAAGGUUUCCCGAGGGAAACUACUGGAAGCAGAAGCUGACCAUGUUCGACAGAUUCUACGACAAAUUUAUAAAGAACUGCAACUCGAAGCAGGAACUGCUGCUAAUGGAGGAAGGGGACACCGCCGCCCUCGCCCAGAAUGGGGGCAGGAUGAUCUUUGAUAAGAUGGGGAACAUCAUUGAUAAGAUUGCGCUACUCACUGAGCAAGACCGGUUGCGGCUUUUUUAUGGGUAUGCUCAGUUCGAUCUUGACCAGUGCUGCCAGCUAGGCACCGCAGCUGGGUCUACUGCAUCGUCCGUCUUUCUGUAUCCUUAUGACGUUCCGAACACGCCUACAGACGAGGGCAAAGAGGAUGACUCAUGGAUGAUCUCGCAUUCCGGGCUGCUCAAGCUCAUCGUCACCCAGGUGGGCGACUCCAAGAUCAUUCUGUGCGACCAGGACGGGAUCGCACACCCAUUGACGACGACCCAUCAUGCCAGCUCUAGCAGGGAACGGCGUCGUCUAAGCCUGGAUCCUUCACGACUGGACCCAGACGCUUUUGGAGAGACCAGGUUCCUGAACAAUUUUGCCAACACAAGAUCGUUUGGGGAUGUAGCCGGGAAGCCGUUUGGAAUAUCAAGCGAACCGGACAUCUUCUCUUUUCUCAUUGGCAACACCUUGCGUCUGCCACGCUCUGAGCGAUCAAAGCUGCCCUUUAAUGGCGACGAGUGCUUUCUGGCUCUCGUUACAGAUGGCAUCACCAACCAGCUCGCAGACCAAGAGCUGGUAGACCUGAUCACCUCCACGGUGAACUCCUGGGGGUUGAAGAAGGCCACACCACAGUUCGUUGCAGAAGAAACCAUAAAGUUCAUCCAAGCCAUUGCCUCGAAGCAUUCGGACAACGCCACCUGUGUGGUAGUCAGGCUGUCCAACUGGGGAAAUUGGCCCAACGUCGACCGAACGGGCCUCCAGAGGGAAACCAAACUUAUGAAUGCUCAAUCUAACGAAACCAAACUGAACUAA
Saccharomyces eubayanus is the source of this 1410-nucleotide messenger RNA. RefSeq names its product type 2C protein phosphatase PTC6 (gene PTC6). The transcript has a single exon. The record is from RefSeq and is a predicted model, not a curated record. The coding region runs from base 1 to 1410 and encodes 469 amino acids. Lineage: Eukaryota; Fungi; Ascomycota; Saccharomycetes; Saccharomycetales; Saccharomycetaceae. Gene Ontology annotation, biological process: protein dephosphorylation. Gene Ontology annotation, molecular function: protein serine/threonine phosphatase activity.